This is a messenger RNA of Camellia sinensis, 1682 nucleotides long. RefSeq names its product casein kinase II subunit alpha. Gene Ontology annotation, molecular function: ATP binding; protein serine/threonine kinase activity. NCBI's taxonomy places the organism in Eukaryota, Viridiplantae, Streptophyta, Magnoliopsida, Ericales, Theaceae. Gene Ontology annotation, cellular component: protein kinase CK2 complex; nucleus; cytosol. The record is from RefSeq and is a predicted model, not a curated record. Gene Ontology annotation, biological process: peptidyl-threonine phosphorylation; peptidyl-serine phosphorylation; regulation of cell cycle.
AGAAAAGAAAAGAGGUAUACAAGGAAGGGGGAGGGUUUGAGCCCUGCCUGGCUAUUUCUUAUACGGGAGCGCAUUUGAUGGCCGUAAGGCCUCUGCAAAUAAUCGUCUUCAACCCCAAAAGCCUCUUCUAUUCCUCUUUCCUCGCCUCAUCUUCUCUCCAUUCCAAUCUCUCUCAUCCAACCUUCACUUCUCCAUCCACUUUUCUCCGCCGCCUCGCUUCGGUGCCCCCGCUAUCCCUCUCACAACCACCCCACCAACAAAAGCAAAAACCAAAACAAAAACACGAACACAAACACAAACGCAAACAACCGCCGCCGCCACCGCCCUCUCACCGCCGCCUCCGGCCGUCGAUCUCGAUGUCGGGAACCCUAGCGCAGAAGAUUGGGAAAUCCAUCCGCCGCUCAGGCGCCCCCUCCAAGGCUAGGGUUUACGCCGACGUCAAUGUGAUCCGACCCAAGGAGUACUGGGAUUACGAGUCCCUCACCGUCCAAUGGGGGGAGCAAGAUGACUAUGAGGUUGUGAGGAAAGUUGGGAGAGGGAAAUACAGUGAGGUUUUCCAGGGCAUUCACUGCACCAAUAACGAUAAAUGUAUUAUUAAGAUUCUUAAACCCGUCAAGAAGAAGAAGAUCAAGAGGGAGAUUAAAAUUCUGCAGAACCUUUGUGGCGGGCCAAACAUUAUCAAAUUACUUGAUAUUGUCAGAGAUCAGCAAUCAAAGACCCCAAGUCUAGUAUUUGAAUAUGUGAAUAAUACAGAUUUUAAAGUGCUCUAUCCCACACUUUCUGACUUUGAUAUUCGGUAUUACAUCUAUGAACUUCUAAAGGCAUUAGACUACUGCCACUCUCAAGGAAUUAUGCAUCGAGAUGUGAAGCCCCAUAAUGUGAUGAUUGAUCACGAGCAGCAUAAGCUUCGUCUUAUAGAUUGGGGUCUUGCAGAGUUCUAUCACCCUGGGACAGAGUACAAUGUUCGUGUUGCUUCGAGAUACUUUAAAGGUCCUGAGCUUCUUGUUGAUUUGCAAGACUAUGAUUACUCUUUAGACUUGUGGAGCCUUGGUUGUAUGUUUGCUGGAAUGAUAUUCCGUAAGGAGCCAUUCUUCUAUGGGCAUGAUAAUCAUGAUCAACUGGUCAAAAUUGCUAAGGUACUUGGGACAGAUGAAUUAAAUGCUUAUCUCAACAAGUACCUAUUAGAGUUAGACCCACAUCUUGCGGCCCUUGUGGGGAGGCAUAGCAGGAAACCAUGGAUCAAAUUCAUUAACACUGAUAAUCAACAUUUGGCUCUUCCAGAGGCAAUGGACUUCCUUGACAAGUUGUUGCGAUAUGACCAUCAAGAAAGGCCAACUGCAAAAGAAGCAAUGGCCCAUCCUUACUUUUACCCGAUUAGAAAUGCUGAAAGCAGCAGAACUCAUGCCUAGUGAUUGAGCCCUUCAAAGAAUGGUGUCGUCAUCUUGUCUUGGUCAGAUCGUCUUGUGUAAUUUGACUUUCUGCACUGUGCUAGUUAAGCACGGAUUUGUUUAGAAUGUGUUUGUGCUUUUUGUCAUGAACUUUCAGUUUUGUUUUGAUCAUACUUCGAGUUCCGACUUUUGUAUCGGUCAAUUAUUGUGUCCAAUCUUUGUGUGCUCCAACAAGUGAGAAUCAUGUUCUUAGAGUUGAUUUGAGAAGAUUGCAUCAUCCCUCUGAUUUUUCUU